Molecule: messenger RNA, 828 nt
Organism: Emiliania huxleyi CCMP1516
Lineage: Eukaryota; Haptophyta; Isochrysidales; Noelaerhabdaceae
Exons: 4
Coding region: 1-828 (275 amino acids)
Biological process (GO): protein phosphorylation
Molecular function (GO): protein kinase activity; ATP binding
Source: RefSeq, a predicted model, not a curated record
AUGCUCAUGCUCAUGCUCAUGCUCAUGCUCAUGCUCGUCCCAAGUGUGCAGGCGCCAUGCCUCGUAUUCCCCCUCAUGCGCGGCGGCAGCCUCGCCGACCGCCUCUUUCCGGAGGAUGCCGACCCGCUGCACCUGCAGCGGCUGGGCGCGAUUGACGCGCUGAUCUACCUGCACACGCCGCUGCCGGGCAAGGGCGUGAUCGUGCACCGUGACUUCAAGCCCGAGAACAUCCUGCUCGACGAGGGGCUGAAUGCCUUCCUCGCGGACACGGGCUUUGCGAAGGUGGACCGGCCAGAGGCAUCGAAGAAGAGCGUUUCAAACGCCCUCUACUUGACCAAGGGCUACCUUGAUCCCAGCAUCACCCAGGGCGGAGCGUACUCCACCGCGUCUGACGGCUUUGCAGUCGGGAUCACGCUGCUCGUCUGCCUCACCGCCCGCUCGCCGCUGCAGCUAAUCGAUCGGUGCGAGGAGGACUUUGAGGAGGACUUUGACGACAUCGACGCGAGCCUCCUCGCCGCCCCCGCCGCAGGGUGGCCGGCGCACGCGGCGCAGGCGCUAGUGGAGGUGCUCGACGAUGGAGCAUCUUCGGCGCUGGACUUGCCUGCGGGCGAGGCCGACGCCGCAACACGUCGAGCUCCUGCGCCUAGUACGGCCGCCGCUGCGGCGCCCGCCACACCGCUGUCGCUACAGGUUCGUGAGCUGCGCAAGCCGCAGGCCGACGCCUCCGUCCAGCGCAACGUGACCGAGGCGUUUGACAGCUUCAUGCGUCAACUGGAGGAUUGCUCCCGCGCCGCCGCCGCGGGCUUUUAUCUUAACACCACGCGCUAA